CGUCCUAUUCCCCAUUUAUUUCUUUCUGCCAAAUUUUGAGUUCUUCUAUGUUCUCUGCCCCCCAGACUCGCGUGAGCGACUGAGCGUGUGAUCGCCGCCUCCGCCCUCCUCCUCCUCCUCCUCCGCCGUCGCCGCCGCCAUCUUCACUGUUCAUGAGUCACACAAUGGCUGCUUCUUCAUUCCAUUUACUGCACGCUCUCCUCACGCGCCGCCGUGAUCCAAGCCACCACUCCCCCACGCUCAAGUCAUGGUUCUUUUUCCUUCCCACGACUUUGGCUCUCACAACCUCUCUCCUCAUUCUACUCUACAUCUCCUCCACCUCUAAUCUCUUCUUCGUUUAUCCGCACAACCUCGCGAACACCGCUGCUGCUUCGAUCAAUCGCGAGGAGCGCGCACGGGUUUCGUCCCGUUCCUCGCCAAAAUUACCUGGUUUCAGGAAAAUUCCUCGUUUCACCGAUAGGGAUAUAGUUUCUGAGGAUCCAGGAAUUUCUAUAUCAAAUAUGGAUUCUCAUCAUGUUUCAGGGAUACACAGUGUUGACAAAGAGCUGUUCCACGAUAGAGAUGUCUUCCUAGAAAACUACAAGGAAAUGAAUAGAAGCCUAAAGGUUUUUGUUUACCCACAUAGCCGAGAUGAUCCAUUUGCGAAUGUGCUCUUGCCUGUGGAUUUUGAACCCGGUGGUAAUUACGCCAGUGAAAGCUACUUCAAGAAGAAUCUAUACAGUAGUCAUUUUAUUACAGAAGACCCUUCCACGGCAGAUCUAUUCUUUUUGCCCUUUUCAAUUGCAAGGUUGCGACAUGAUCCACGAGUGGGUAUUGAUGGCAUCCAGGACUUCAUUGGAAAUUAUAUUUUCAACAUCAGUCGUGACUAUCCUUACUGGAAUCGUAGUGGAGGUGCUGAUCAUUUUUAUGUUGCCUGCCAUUCAAUUGGCCGCACUGCCAUGGAGAAAGCUGUUCAGGUGAAAAAUAAUGCCAUCCAAAUUGUAUGCACAUCGAGCUAUUAUCUGUCUUUCUACACGGCUCACAAAGAUGCAUCCUUACCCCAAAUUUGGCCCAGACAAGGCAACCCUCCCAAUCUUGAUCGUGAAAGGUGUGGGAAACCCUUUCAAUAUUAUUCCAUUCAUUGCAGCUGUUUAUCCAUUACUUAUUUUAGAUCGAAGCUGGCCUUUUUUGCUGGAUCAAUUAACUCACCUGUACGCCAAAAGCUUCUCCAGACAUGGCAAAAUGAUUCGGACAUAACAGUCCACUUGGGGUACCUCUCGACGUCCUAUGCGGAGGAGCUUCUAAGCAGCAAGUUCUGUCUCCAUGUCAAAGGAUUUGAGGUCAACACAGCUCGCAUUGGCGAUGCGCUGUACUAUGGAUGUGUUCCUGUAAUAAUCGCAAACCACUAUGAUCUUCCUUUUCAGGAUAUAUUGAACUGGAAGAGUUUUUCCAUUGUUGUUGCAACGUUGGAUAUCCCUCUCCUGAAGAAGAUCCUCAGAAGCGUAAGCGACAGCGAAUACACAGAGUUGCAAAAGAAUGUGGUGAAGGUGAGAAAACACUUUCAGUGGCAUCUCUUGCCGGUCGAUUAUGAUGCCUUUUACUUGGUCAUUUAUGAGCUAUGGAUUCGACGAAGCUCUUCCAGAAUUAACAGAUUUAAAUACAGUCCUUAUUUGCGAUGGUAGUGAAGCUCUUAGCCAGAGAGAGAAAUUAAAGGGCUUGAUUCAUGCUCGGGGAUGGUUGAGUGGCUCUUGGGAUUUCAACUGCCU
Molecule: messenger RNA, 1745 nt
Organism: Andrographis paniculata
Lineage: Eukaryota; Viridiplantae; Streptophyta; Magnoliopsida; Lamiales; Acanthaceae
Product: probable glycosyltransferase At5g03795
Exons: 4
Coding region: 153-1661 (502 amino acids)
Molecular function (GO): glycosyltransferase activity
Source: RefSeq, a predicted model, not a curated record